This is a messenger RNA of Helicoverpa zea (corn earworm), 1477 nucleotides long. Its product is annotated as macrophage mannose receptor 1-like. NCBI's taxonomy places the organism in Eukaryota, Metazoa, Arthropoda, Insecta, Lepidoptera, Noctuidae. The record is from RefSeq and is a predicted model, not a curated record. The transcript is spliced from 5 exons. The coding region runs from base 84 to 1034 and encodes 316 amino acids.
UGACAACUGUGAUAGAACGGUUCAUUAUAAUAUUAAUAUUCAUAGUAUACAGACGUGAGCCAGUGAGCUAGUGUUUUGUUACAAUGUUCUCCAAAAGUUUGUUAGUAUUACUUCUAGUUUAUUUAUCAUUGGAAUUUUCAAAUGGAGAAACAUAUAGCUCUGACAUCCCGGACGGCUACACUUAUUUAGAAGACACACAAGCUAUGUACAAGUUCCACUUGUCUGGUGAGACUUGGUUUGACGCCAAGCGCGUGUGUGCAUCCGAGGGGGGCUCCUUGUUCUUCCCAGAUGAUAAUCACGAGGCUGAAGCAGUAGUGGCACUCUGGGAACGAACACAUCCUUCUUACGAAAGAUUCCUGCUGGGAAUGUCUGAACUGACGACCACAGGAGAGUUCAUGACUAUUGACGGCAAAUCAGUUGAUGAUGUCUACAACAAAUGGAAGCCAGGGGAGCCGAACCACCUGGAUGGAAACGAGCACUGCGUGAACUGGCACAAAGGUGGUGUCAUCAAUGACUGCCCGUGCGACUACAAGGACAGCUUCAUCUGCAAGAGGGGCCAAUGGAACUAUCUUUGUAAUAUGUCUAACGCUGACUACAUCUUCAACAAAGAUAUUGGUAAAUGCUACAAACUGCACACGACGCCGUUGGCUUGGUCCAACGCGUACGGCGUCUGCAGCAUGGAGCAGUCGCACUUGGCAGUGAUCAACAGUCAGAUGGAAGCAGACUAUCUUGCGAGUUUAGUCGCAGCUGCGCCAAUGCCGAAGGUGGAAGGAAACUACAUGAGAGGCAUAUACCAUUUGGGCUUUCACAACAAAUUCAAUGAAGGCUGGCGGACUAUCAAAGAUACACCGAUACAAGAAGAGUUCUGGUGGGGCAACUAUGAGCCGGUAGGACAGAACCAGUGCGGCGCAAUGUUCUUCAACGGCCGCUUGAACAACAUCGACUGUGAAACGAGGAGUCUCUUCAUUUGUGAACACGAACUAGACCCUUCCAGUAUUUCUCAAAUGUUCGAGAGUUUACAGCCAAAUCUUUAAUGUGUUAUAUUUAAAACAAAAGCUUUUUUUAUGUAUUUUAAAGAUAACUACACUGCAGACAGUAAACCGUCAAUGGAUAGCGUAUGUGGAAAGUCAUAUAGUUGUUAAAAACAGCUACCUACACAUCUGAUGUACAUCUAUACAUCUGAUGUAUUAGCUACGAUUAUUCAAAGUCAAAGUUACCUCCAUCAUACGUACUUACACUUCCACAUUUCCAAUAAAAAAAUCUCGAAAUCUAGUUUAAGCUUACAAUGUCGUGUAUAAAGCUACGGAACACAAAAUAUAACCCGUGAAAUACAAAACAAGAUAUUUAACCUUUUAUUUAAGCGCAGUAUUUUGCCUGUUGUACUAAAGUAAUUCUGAAUGUAAGUACUUAAUAGGUCAAUACUUAUGUAAGUUAAUGAAGUUUGUGUGAUGAUUAAAUAAAAGCAAAUUUUAUCAGU